AUGGCUGAGGAGUGGCUGGACUGCCCCGCGUUGGGCCCGGGCUGGAAGCGCCGAGAAUGCUUCCGAAAGACUGAGGCCAGCUGCGGCCGCUCGGACACGUACUAUCAGAGCCCCGGGGGAGAGCAGAUCCGCAGCAAGGCCGCGCUGACGCGCUUCUUGGGCCCCGACUGCGACCUCAGCUGCUUCGACUUCAAGCACGGCAUUCUCCAGUCCGCGCCUGCCAGGGCCUCUUCUCCCGAGAGCAGGAGACGGGCCGGGCCCGACAAGGCCGAGCCAUCCGUCCAAGAAAAGCGGCCCCUGGAGGCCAGACUCGACCCGCCGGCGCCCCAGGGCCCCGUGGCUAGGCGGCGUGCCCGCCCGGGGCGCCGGCGGCUCUGGGCUCUGUGUGAAGACUGCCGAGCCCGGAGCGAUGCCCUCAGCCCGGAGCAGAGAACGGCCCGGCCAGGAGGCCGCGGUGACUGCCGGGCCUGCCAGGGGGCCGAGGACGGUGGAGUCGGCCCUGCCUGCGAGGUGCAGCCUCCCCGGCUCCCCCGAAGCCCGCGUGCCCAGAGCCACCGCCUCUCGGUCAUGGGCUGUCAAACCAAGGAGAACUGCGGGGACUGCGAGUGCAGAGGGAGACCAGGCCUCCCGAGGCCAGGGAAGGGCGCCCAGCAGCGCUGCCCCGAGGAGUAUGGGCGGCCUGGCCCCGGGGCGUUCAUCUCAUGCCGCCCGGGGAGGCGGGAGCUUGAGAGCUGUGGGGACCGAGCUCCCGGAGCUGCCUCCCCAGCCCCCGCAGGCUUCUCUCCCGGCCUCGCCGGCCAGGGAGCCGAUGGCGCACAAGGCCGGCCUUCUCCAAAAGAAGAGGAAAGCUUGGGAAAAGGGGAGGGGGAAGAGGAGGUAGAGGCUGCCGGGGCCCACACUCCGGUGAUCACGGAGAUUUACAGUCUGUGCGGAGCCACGCCCACGGCAGCAGGGCCCCAUGCAGGCCUGGACAGCGGCCUGCUAGAGUUUCGCAGAGAACUGAAUGAGCUGCCCCUGCCCGCCCACUGGGAGGUGCUGCCUCCGCGGGGCCCGGACUUGGGGAUCGUCCAGCGUUCCCCCCUGUCCACCGUGGCGGCUGCCGUCAUCCACAUCCAGCCCGGCCUCUCCUUUCACGUGGUGGUGCAAGGUGUCCCUGUGCCGCCCACGCACGAGCUCUACUCGGCCCACCCCUUGCGGCUCAGCACCGCGGAUGAGGUGGUAGAACUCAUCUGCAGCCUGGAGGCCUACCGUCUGUGCCCUGGCUGGCCUGGCAGUGCGCAGCGGGGCGCACGCUCUCCGGACUGCCACGUGCUGGUGUACGGCGGCCGCUGCCCGGCCUGCUUCCCCUGCCUCCCCACCUCAUGCUGUAACUGCUCCGGCCUGCCCCAGCCCUCUCGGGCCUCUGAGAGAACUUCAUAG
Dromiciops gliroides (monito del monte) is the source of this 1419-nucleotide messenger RNA. Its product is annotated as methyl-CpG-binding domain protein 1-like. Gene Ontology annotation, molecular function: DNA binding. The transcript has a single exon. NCBI's taxonomy places the organism in Eukaryota, Metazoa, Chordata, Mammalia, Microbiotheria, Microbiotheriidae. The record is from RefSeq and is a predicted model, not a curated record. The coding region runs from base 1 to 1419 and encodes 472 amino acids.